Molecule: messenger RNA, 878 nt
Organism: Arachis ipaensis
Lineage: Eukaryota; Viridiplantae; Streptophyta; Magnoliopsida; Fabales; Fabaceae
Source: RefSeq, a predicted model, not a curated record
UUUCCUAAAGUUUUCUUUCUCCCCUUCUAUUUUCCUUUCAACCAAAUUAUCUUUUAUUGGUGGGAUAGAGAAAGUGAAAUAUAGGAGUAGUCUUAGAAAGACAAUUGGGUCAGCAUACAUGAACCGCGUUAUCAUUAUUGUUCGUUUUAAUUUGAAUCUCAUCUUGUCAUCACUGCAAUUAAGUGAGUUGAUGAGAGCAAAAUUCGAAACAGAAAACCCCAUCAAAAAAUGAAGAAUCCUUGGAAGUUAUUGAAGUUACUACCAAUUCUAGUCAUCAAACAAUUCUUCAUCUCUAAAGCUCCAUUUUUUGUUUUGGGUUUGUUGGUAAGCUACGACUUCACGGAGAAUUGGGUAAAUUCUCUGAUGAUGGAUUACCUUUCAUAUUCUCUGAAGAGUGAUAGAAUAGUUGCCAUAAUUAGAAAUCUACAAGAUGGCCUAUCAGAUAUAUCUCUUAUUUUUUUCUCUUCGGUCUCUGAAGCCUCCACUGGUAGCUUCACGAUGAUGGCUUUCUGUUCAUCUGCCACCAUCGUGGAGGAAGGAAAUGGAGAUGGGACACAAAGAGUUUCCUUUGACAAAAAUAGGGUGAGAAAGAAGAGUUUAGGCUCGAGGACGGGGAUCGGGAAUCAAAGAGGAAUCCCUUGCCCCUGCCCAAGUGACAUCCUAUAAGGUAAAUUGCUCCCAGAGACUGGAGAGAAGUGUUUCACUGAAUAAUAAUACCAUAUACUAUUGAUUAAUUAAUUAGAAAGGGAGAGACUCUUGAAUAUAAGAGGAGCUCAUAACAAAAAGAAAGGAGUGACUAAGUUGUUGUUGUAACCGAAUAACAACACUAAAAAUAGAAGAAUAGAUUCGUUACAAAUUGGUAAUAUACCCAGAAUAUU